Tachysurus fulvidraco (yellow catfish) is the source of this 2753-nucleotide messenger RNA. RefSeq names its product serotransferrin-2-like. Gene Ontology annotation, cellular component: early endosome; plasma membrane; recycling endosome. The record is from RefSeq and is a predicted model, not a curated record. The transcript has 17 exons. NCBI's taxonomy places the organism in Eukaryota, Metazoa, Chordata, Actinopteri, Siluriformes, Bagridae. The coding region runs from base 118 to 2193 and encodes 691 amino acids. Gene Ontology annotation, biological process: iron ion transport; antibacterial humoral response.
AUAUAGUUCAUUUAAAGUGAUUUAGGAUCAAGCCCAUGGCUCUUCGCUCUAAGCCUCAGCCCCUUCAGCUCCAGGCUCCCUAUGAAUGCACACUAAUGCUGUGUCCAGGAGUCCAGCAUGAAGCUCUGUGUCCUCUGUGUUGUGCUCGGAUGCUUCGCUUUAACGAAAUCUGCACCUGUGGAUCCGAGAAUCCGAUGGUGCUUAAAGUCAGAGCAGGAGGUUCAGAAAUGCAGACAUCUGGCUUCGAAGUCUGAUUUACUGAGUUGUGUGAAGCGUGAGGGAUCGAUGGGAUGCAUCAAAGCCAUCAAGAAAGGUGAAGCGGACGCCGUCACACUGGAUGGAGGAGACAUCUACACAGCCGGUCUCACACCUUACAACCUUCACCCCAUCCUGGCAGAGCAGUAUGGCACAGAUGUUGAGACCUGCUAUUACGCUGUAGCUGUGGCAAAGAAAGGAACUUUGUUUGGCUUCAAUGACCUUCGUGGGAAGAAGACGUGUCAUACUGGUUUGGGGAAAACCGCAGGCUGGAACAUCCCCAUAGGCGCUCUCAUCAAAAACGGACAGAUUAAAUGGGCUGGCAUCGAUGACAAACCUGUGGAAGAGGCGGUGAAAGAAUUUUUCCCAGCCAGUUGUGUUCCUGGAGCGAUCAACACGUUGCGACUAUGCGAAUUGUGUAAAGGCGACUGCUCGCGCUCUCACAAUGAGCCGUAUUAUGGCCACCAUGGCGCUUUCCAGUGCCUGAAGGAUGGAGCUGGAGAUGUGGCCUUCGUGAACCACCUCACAGUGCUUACUGGUGAUAACGCCAACUACGAGCUUCUGUGUAAAGACGGCUCCCGGAAAAGAGUGGACGAGUUUAAAACCUGCAACCUGGCUCAAGUCCCUGCAGAUGCUGUGGUUAGUCGUAAAGACAAAGAACUGGCCAAGCGAAUCUUUGACGUUCUUGAUAAACUUAAGGACAAAGGUCUCUUCUCUUCUGAAGGCUUCUCCGUGAAAAACCUGAUGUUUAAAGACUCGACAAAGGGACUGCUGAGGCUUCCGGAGAGCACGGACUCUUUCCUCUACCUGGGAGAAGAGUACGUAGCUACUUGCCAUGCCCUUACCAAAGGGUUCAUCGUGAGCAGCAAGCCUCAUGAGAUUACGUGGUGCACCGUGGGUAAUGCUGAGAAAAAUAAAUGUGACAUGUGGACCUUCAUGAGUGUGGUCGAUCAGAGGAACAUCAGGAUUGAAUGCCAGGAGGGCAAUACUGUCGACGCCUGCAUCAGCAAGAUCAUGCGUAAGGAGGCAGACGCGAUGGCUGUCGAUGGUGGUCAGGUGUAUUCUGCUGGGAAGUGUGGGCUGGUGGUGGCCAUGGUGGAAGAGUAUAGCAAUGAAUCAAAGUGCAGUUCUGGACUCGAUACCUCAUCCUAUUACGCUGUGGCCGUCGUGCGCAAGGCCUCUGGUGUGACCUGGGAAACACUGAUAGGCAGAAAGUCGUGUCAUACCGGUUUGGGACGUACAGCAGGCUGGAACAUUCCCAUGGGGCUCCUCCACAAGGACACCCAAGAGUGCGAUUUCACAAAGUACUUCAGUGAGAGCUGUGCACCGGGUGCAGACCCCGAAUCAAACCUGUGUAAACUGUGCAAGGGGGCUGAAGGUAUCAGGGGGCUAAUAGACAAAUGCAAAGCCAGUACUGCAGAGCGCUAUUACGGCUACGCCGGAGCCUUCAGGUGUUUGGCUGACGGUGCCGGUGACGUGGCCUUUAUUAAGCACAGCACAGUAGCUGAGAACACAGACGGUAAUGGGCCAGCAUGGGCUAAGUCCAUCAAAUCAUCAGACUUCCAGUUCAUCUGCCCCGGAGGCUCUGCUGAAAUUACUGAAUACGAGAAGUGUCAUUUAGCCAAAGUUCCAGCUCACGCCGUCAUCACUCAUCCAGACAAACGAGAUGAGGUGGUGUCGUUCCUCAAGGACCAGCAGGCCAUGCUUGGUCAUUCCAGCUCUUUGUUCAAGUUUAACAUGUUCAAGUCUGAGAGCAAUCCAAACUUACUCUUUAAAGACUCUACUAAAUGUCUCCAAGAAGUUUCAGCAGGAAAAAACUACACAGAAUUCCUGGGUAAAGAAUAUAUAACAACGAUGGACUCUCUGCGUCAGUGUGCCAGCAGUAAGACGGAACUGGAGAAGGCCUGUACCAUCCACUCCUGCCUAAAGAAGUUCUAAAUGUUCUAAAUGCUCCAGUUUGGUCUCAGACAUUCUGUCCUGCAUUGACUUCUGUGUUUGUAGCCAACUGUAGGCAACGGCAACAGCAUCAGCAUUGCCUGGUUUGGGUGGAUGUGUUGUUCAGAGUGUAGCCUUGUAGCUAGGCAAACUUCUCCAGCGGCUUCCUCGAGUCCUUACGCUCAGCUGUGCAACAGUAACGAGCCAUUUUACAGUUCAUUGUUUUGGCUUAUUUAUGCAACGAGGAAGAAUAUUUCAGUGUGAUCGAACGUCGAGGGUCUGUUUAUGAAUAUUAAUGGAUAGAAAACAAUUUGACAGAAAUGAUGCAGAAGUGGAGAGGUGCAGGUUCCUAGACAUUAAAAAAAAAAAACACCUGCAAUUAAUUCAGUUACUUACUGAUUUUUAUUUUUCUGGACAACUUUCUGUACAUUGUUUUUGCUGGUUUUGUCCAGUGUGGUUAUUGUUCAUAUUAUAUUAUUAUAUUAAUAAGCAGUAUUUUAACUUUUAAAACAUUACACACACACACACACACACACACACACACAUAUAUAUAUAUAUAUAUA